AUGUUCAUGUCGUUGGGUUAUCCUAUUGGAAGUGCUUUAAGCGGUAUAAUACUGUCAUGGCUGGGCUAUUAUGGAGUAUUUCUGAUAUCAGCUUCUUUGUAUCUCUUCAGUUUAUUGUAUGGUUAUUAUUAUUUAGAGGAUCCAAAGAAAAAGUCAGAAGAAAAAGAAUUUCAACAAACGGAGCCUAGUAAAGGAUUUUUUCGUGAAUUUUUUGACUUGGCUUUGGUAAAAGAAACCUUCAAGGUGGCGUUUAGAAAAGGCAAAGGCAACAGGAGACUCAGGGUUUCAUUAUUAUUAUGUUGUGUAUUUGUGAUCUUUGGACCUGCAAACGGUGAAUUCACGGUUCUUUAUUUGUUCACGAGGUACAGAUUCAAUUGGGAUGAAGUCCAAUUCAGUAUUUGGUCUACAUAUUCCAUCCUUACCAACUUAAUAGGUACCUACUUCUCAAUAAUACUGUUUACUAACUACUUGAAGUUGGACGAUACACUUCUCUGCAUUAUAUCAAUGGGUAGCAAGAUCACUGCCUCUUUCGCCUACGCCUUCGCUAGAAACAACUUGGAAAUUUAUUUGGCCUGCUUACUGGAGACUUUGAAUGGAACCUCCUUUAUCGCAAUGCGGUCUAUCGCAACUAAAUUAGUUGACGGUGAAGAAUUUGGUAAAGUAAACUCCCUGUUUGGCCUAGCAGAAGCCAUGACACCAUUGGUGUAUGGACCUUUAUACUCCACAGUAUACGACGCUACGUUGAAGAUUCUACCUGGAGCAGUGUUCCUCAUGGGCUCCAUGUUAAUUUUACCUGCUGUUGCAAUAUUAACGUGGCUAUAUUUCGAACACAGAAAAGAUUUACGGCAAAGUGAAGCUUUAAAAACAGACGCCGAAAAGGAACAGACUCAACAAUUAUAA
Molecule: messenger RNA, 900 nt
Organism: Arctia plantaginis
Lineage: Eukaryota; Metazoa; Arthropoda; Insecta; Lepidoptera; Erebidae
Source: the annotation of a GenBank genome assembly